AUGGAAGCCUUACUCUCCCUCUCCUUCGAUAAUAUCUCCUCCUACGACCAGGCCAAGAUCCGCAAGGGACUCCGCCAGGUUGAAGGCCUCCUCGCGCAAAUAUGCCUAUCGCCUUCGCCCAAGACUGCCCUAGAUAGGCGCCGCAGCACUAUUGAUCCGGGCAAAGAACCGCCGCCACGAAAAGCGCUCGACGAGUUGGGAAACGACCCUGCGUUCAGGGAGUUCUUCAAACUGCAGGAUGGUUUUGAGUGGAAUGUUGCGAUGCGAUUGGUCAAUUGCUUGGAUAGGCUGCUGGGGAAGACGAAUGACGGCCAGAAUGACUUGUUGAUUAUCCAAACACUGGACUUGAUUCAAGGCAUAUUGCUAUUACAUCCACCGUCCCGGAGCUUGUUCUCGAGAGAACUAUACAUGAAUCACCUCCUCGAUCUCCUCGAACCAGUCAACUGCCCUGCAAUUCAAUCUGCGACAAUAAUAACACUCGUCUGCGCUCUCAUCGACGCUCCUCAGAAUACCCGUACAUUCGAGGCCCUCGAUGGUCUUCUGACCAUCACAUCGCUCUUCAGGUCGCGCGAAACAGCUAGAGAUGUGAAGUUAAAGCUGGUGGAAUUCCUCUACUUCUACCUAAUGCCUGAGACGCCAUCCAUACCAUCCGCCAACGCGACGGAAGCCGUACCAGCGCUAAUACAGCGCAGUCCGAGUAAAUUGGCCGGGGCCUUCAACCGAAUAGAUCCUGGCGCUGGUAGAAAGAGGGCUGACAGUGAGAGCGAGACGACCAGGACAACAGAGGAGAAGCAGGCCCUUUUGGGGAGGCACUUACAUAGUGUGGAUGAUUUGGUGGCCGAUCUGAGGGAGAGUGCACCGUUUGGAGGCGCUGUUUGUUGA
This is a messenger RNA of Amorphotheca resinae ATCC 22711, 882 nucleotides long. RefSeq lists its product as hypothetical. The coding region runs from base 1 to 882 and encodes 293 amino acids. The record is from RefSeq and is a predicted model, not a curated record. NCBI's taxonomy places the organism in Eukaryota, Fungi, Ascomycota, Leotiomycetes, Helotiales, Amorphothecaceae. The transcript is spliced from 2 exons.